Molecule: messenger RNA, 2953 nt
Organism: Linepithema humile (Argentine ant)
Lineage: Eukaryota; Metazoa; Arthropoda; Insecta; Hymenoptera; Formicidae
Product: caldesmon-like
Source: RefSeq, a predicted model, not a curated record
AAAGACGUAGAACCGAGUGAAAACGGAAGUUUCGAUAACAGCUGCUCUGCUAAAUCGUCAUCGUUUCGAAGAAUAAGUCGUUUGAAGUAAAACCAUUUCACAAAUCAUCAUUUUAUAACAUAAGAAGAUGGCAUAAUCGCAAAUAAUCGCAUUCGAUACGAUAACUCGUUCAUAGAGUAUACUAUUUCGUACCGAUUUGAUUUGACAUCUUCCAAGGACAUGAAAAUUCGACUUCUUUAUUAACUCGUAUUAAUUACGACGCUCGCUUUCGCAAUGUACUGCAAGAACUUUCGCGCUACAGUAUGAAAAAUCGAUUAUACGAUUAUAUCUGCAUCUUCGUCCUGCUCGAGAUAAUACCACCGCCGAUCUGCUAUGCGAAAGUCAUCAACGAUGCGUACAGAACAAAGCGGAAUAUUUCCGUUUUUGAAAUACCACAAUCGAAAGAAAACGUCAAUUAUGCAAAAGACUUGCAGGAAGUAAGCUCAAAAAUAAAAAAAAAGGAUAACAAUAAUUUCGAAAAAGGCGAUAAGUAUUUCAAGGAGAAGCACAAGAUUUCAAAAAGAUCUACGAACUCCGACGAAAAUACCGAUUUCCAACAAUCAAACCCUGAAAAACCUAUCAAUUAUGACAAUGUAAUCGCAAUCAAUCAUCUCAAUGCGCAACGCUCAAAUGACGACGAAUCAGAUUACGCAGGAGAAGCGGAUGAAGAGAUGGCGAAGCAAGAACGCGAUAAGGACGAUAAGGACGAAGAAACGAGCAGCCUCGUCCGCUUAGCCCGUGACGUAAAUGCUGGUCUAGACAAAUAUACUGAUCAGGAACAAUCGAGCCUAUACGACGAUUACGAGGCAAAAGACGUCGCGAAGCGUGGUGUCUUGGGCAGCCCGGAGGAUUAUGAGGAAGCGGAAGUUGACUCGCCGGGAAUAGAAGAUGUGGCCGCGAUGCAGGAACAAAGGUCAAUGACAGACGAGGCCGACAAAAGAGAAGUGCAGAACGAUGCCCGGGUGAAGAGAGAUCAAGCGAUAGCGGAAGCGCCUGAUCAAUCCAAGUCAAUUUCAGACAAUCCAGUGAGGUCAGUACAGUCGAAGAUCGCGCCAGAGGAUUCCUAUUUGCAUCAAGUUUCUCCUGUCGAAUCAUUGAAUAGUUUUAAUGAAGCGUCAGCUCCCAAUGACGCAUCCAAGAUCAAAGAGUUCGGAUCGAAUGAAGCGAUUUCAAAAGCGGGCGAUGCUUCGAAGAUCGCUGAGCCAGCGAGUAUAAUUACUUCGUCCAAGGAAGAUGAAGCAAACGCGAAAUAUGAGAAACGCGUAGAGGAGGAGAUUCAACGGAAGAUUAAUGCAAUCAAGGAGGAGAUUAAACGUGAUAUCGAGGCGCAAGGGCGCGUACGGGGCAUUGAAGAGAACAACGCUAGGUUCGACGAAUUGCAGAAUCAAGAGGGCGAAGAUGAGGAGGGAUCGAGUUUUGAAAACGAACCGCUCGAGAAACGCCAGACUGCAGCCAAGAGAUCCGUGCGAGAAAUCGCCGAUAUUGCGGCCGCUUCGUCAAAGAGAAACGGCAAGAAACGGUCUUUGAAGAAACAACAACGUAAAAAACCGCAGCGAACUCGAGCCAAAAAAAUCGGCAAAUCAGAUAUCUCGAAAAAAAAUAAAAAUCUGAAGAGACGAUCCGUGGUUAAUCACGAUGAAUCCUCGGGGCAAACUCCUUCAAAAGGGCUUUCGAAAAAAAAACGCGAACACGUCAGGCAAACCUUCCUGGUGAGCAACGAACAAGCAAAAAGGAGACGUUCGACGAGUUACGCGUUGCCAUCCGGCCCAACGGACGCCAGAUCGGAAAAUGAAUUACUCACGGAUCAGGAUUCAAAUUCUCGUCUCCACACGGACAAUAAAAUGCUUCAAGCACCUUUAUCCGUUGCUAGUGAAGAUGAAAAUAAUGAGGGAGAACGGAGUCCUAUUGCAGCAGCCCACUCGAAUUCUUUAGCGUCUCUCACCGGAAGCUCGCAGGAAUUGAAUCCGCGUUUAGCGAAAGAAUACAAAGAGGCCUUCGGUGGAUUGCAGAGUGAGCCUGGCAGCGCUUUAGCUAGAUUCAAACGGAUCAAACGCGUGCUUGAAAGUCCCGAGACGGAGAAAAUGUGAAAUUCUCGAUAGUUUUCGGUAAAAUGGUCUAUUUUAUAGGUGGAUUAAUUUUUUUUAGCGCGUAGUCUUCAGGGUGAAAAUAUUUCUAUAUAUAUAUCGCAAGUGAAAUUAUAAUAUAUGAAAAGUAUAACAUUAUUUUUAAGCUGACAUCGCAGUAACGAAGGAUUAAGUAAUAGGAUUAAAGGCGUAGAUUUAUGUAACGGAAUAGACUUCUGCGAAAGCAGAAUAAUUGCAUUUGUAAUUAGAGAAAAAAAUAUAUAGCUCUAAUAGGAUGUAAUGCCAUCAAUCACGAGACACUCGGAGAUUGUGAGUCAAUUUAAUUGUAGCCUAAAUGAACGAUAUAUAAAUUCUUGACAAAAGUGAAUAAUUACGUUUUCUACCACUAAUUACUUAUAAACCUUUUACGUCGGCCGUGUAGCGUUAAAAGAUAUAAAACGAGUCUAAUUGCUUCUCGGACGCUUUUUACAUCUUAAAAUAUUACAAGCUAUUUAAAAAACAUCUUGCAAAGUAAAUUGCACGCCAACAUUGCUUACGCGCACAACGAUACGCAUGCCUUGCGUGCGCGUACAUUUCAGUAAUUCAUUAACUUUAUUUUGAUAAAUUUUAAUUUAUUAACAGACAAUAAAAUUCAAAUUAGUCAAUUUUUAACUUCCGCAUAGUACAUACUAGAGAAACAUUAUAUACAACAGUGACUGAUCGAUCGUCGGAAGGCAUUACUUAUUAAUUAUUAUCGUAGACCAAAUGGAGAACCCGAAGAACGCGAUACUCUUCAGAAUCGCAGCACAUAAAUCGAUGGGACAGUAAAAGUUCACAUGCUUUAAAAAAAA